This is a messenger RNA of Coregonus sp. 'balchen', 9061 nucleotides long. NCBI's taxonomy places the organism in Eukaryota, Metazoa, Chordata, Actinopteri, Salmoniformes, Salmonidae. The record is from the annotation of a GenBank genome assembly.
AUGGAGAAGGCUGUCAGUCUGGAGAGUCUGAUCAUGGGUGUCAUAGAAAACACCUUCAAACAGAUGGUAAGACACAGGCACGCUCACAGCAUAUCACCUUAUUUUGUGAAAUAGCGUUCUACUAGUCUCGUGAGACCAUCCUUCCAAAUCUCCUCUCAGCAAAGCCUCGGCAUCUGAGGCUUUUACCACCUUAGGAUGAGAGAGGGGAUACAGUAGCUAUUGAGCAAAAUGGGUUUCCCAGAAUCAAAUGCAAUGAUUAUUUUUCUUUAGGCAGUCUUUAUCUCUCAAUGUACUCUAAUAUUUCAUGUUAAGUAUAACCUCUUUAAUGCAAUAAGUGCUGCUGACUUUAUUCUGCAACCCAAUGAAUGAAUGAAUGAAUAAGCUUUUGCUUUUGUUUUCGGUUCCUGUUCUGUUGAUUACAGGAUGAACUGAUAGAGAAAGAGAAGAUGUCCUAUACCAUUUCUGGUGGCUGUUGUGCCUUGGCUGCCAUUCAUUUGAUGGGGAAGCUCUACGUUGCCAAUGCAGGAGACAGUAGGUAGGUCAACAGGUCCAACAGAUAGCAGCAGGAUUGAUUAAUGCCCUAGCCUAAUGGCUAAUGACUGUUGUAUUACAGGCCUACUUGUUGUACACAUUCAACUCAAUGUAUUUGAUUUCAGUCAUUCAAUGCAGAGUUGAGGUUAAAGGAAGUGACACCAUGAUGCCCAAAGCCAUUGAUUCCAAUAAGUUUCCUUUGGUCAUUCUCAUAAUAAUGUCACACAGCAGUUCUUUUGACCUCUGUUGGCCACUCUUUGUACUGCAACAUAAUUCUUCAUGAACUGUAAGCUCCUGGUAGAACUUGCCCAGAGGCACAGAUCUAGGAUCAGUAUACUGCUUGUCAAUCUUAGUCUAGACCUACCUUAGAUCAGCGUCUAGGGGCAAUAAUCAUCCUGUAACAUCCCUGGACUUCGUGCUGUGUCUUCCCUCUUAACACCACAUUAUCUGUCCUGAGUGUCCUCCUAAUAUGGGGUCACAUUAUGGCGUCUGUCUUUGUCUUCAUACAGUAUGUCGUUGUCCCUCCCAUUGAAAUAGAAUCACUACUCAUUCUACUUUGGUUCUUCCUCUGUCUCUACAGAGCCAUCAUCAUCCGUAACCGUGAAGUCAUCGCCAUGUCUAACGAGUUCACACCAGAGUCUGAGAGGCAGUGCCUGCAGUAUCUGGUGAGGUCUGGGUUAAUUCAUGUAUUUAUGUAUUCCUUAUUUAAAAGGGAGAUUCACUCAUAAAUUAAAGUUUGUCAGAUGUUUUCAGACUUUAGAGGAAGGCCCUCAAAAUUGUCAAAGACUCCAGCCACCCUAGUCAUAGACUGUUCUCUCUGCUACCGCACGGCAAGCGGUACCGGAGUGCCAAGUCUAGGUCCAAAAGACUUCUCAACAGCUUCUACCCCCAAGCCAUAAGACUCCUGAACAGCUAAUCAUGGCUACCCGGACUAUUUGCACUGCCCCCCCACCCCAUCCUUUUUACGCUGCUGCUACUCUGUUAAUUAUUUAUGCAUAGUCACUUUAACUCUACCCACAUGUACAUAUUACCUCAACUACCUCAACUAGCCGGUGCCCCCGCACAUUGACUCUGCAACGGUACCCCCCUGUAUAUAUAGCCUCCCUACUGUUACUUUAUUUUACUUCUGCUCUUUUUUUUCUCAACACCUUUUUUUGUUGUUGUUUUAUUUUUCCUUUUUUUGUUAAAAAUAAAUGCACUGUUGGUUAAGGGCUGUAAGUAAGCAUUUCACUGUAAUGUCUGCACCUGUUGUAUUCGGCGCAUGUGACCAAUAAAAUUUGAUUUGAUUUGAAAACAUCUGAGAAAUCUUGAUUUUAAAGUGUAAUGCCCCUUUAACCAGGUGAGUCCCAUCACCACGGGAUAUGAAUUGCUUUUCCAAGGGUGCCCUGGCCACGAGGAAGGUGCAGGGGAGAGGGAGGGUGAUGUUAUUUAAUGUCUGAUUCAGACUACAUCUAUAUUAAUUGUCUGCUUGGUCUAAGUUAAGCUGGAGUGGGUGGCUGUGUUGGAGAGUGGUGGAACCUCCAGGGAGAGGGAUGAAUAGUACUGUUGAUUGUGCAUCACAGCUAUAUAAUGUUCCGCCCUCACUUUUCUUACUGCCAUGACACUUACUUGACAAUAUGUUUAUCAGGGUUGGGGUAAAUUCCAUUUCAAUUCCAGACAAUUCAGGAAGUACACUGAACUUCUUGAAAGAAUAGAAUCAGUAAUCCCUAACCCGUAAUCCUAUUGUAUUUUUGCAGGGCUUACAAGACCAUCGUAGAAGACGACCUCAAGUUCCCACUCAUAUAUGGAGAGGGCAAAAAGGUGAAACACUUCGUCAUGUUUAUGGACGUUGGGUCCUGGUGGACAUCAUAACAGAACAGCACAGUAGAUGUAUGGUGCUGUAAGGUCUACCAUGGGUAGGUCCACAGUAGAUGUAUGGUGCUGUAAGGUCUACCGUGGGUAGGACCACAUUUUUCCUGACCACCUGACCAGGUAAAACCCUGCCCAAGACAUGGGACAUUGGAUUGGCUAUACAGUAAAGUAUAUCUGGGUCUUCAAACCACAUGUAGAGUUGCUGUUAUCCUCCCACCCUCGUCAUGUUUCCCUGACAGGAAGAAUGCUUAGCUGCUUAGCUUAGUUGUUCCCCACUAUGAAAUCAGGGAGGGAACUGUGGAUCUGUCUCCGUCCGUUCGUACUUUAGUCACACGCGAUGUCUCAGACAGCACUGGCCUGAUUUUGACUAAACUUGGGCUUCUUGCCAUAGAGAUCUGGCAUUUACAAAAUUACACUGAUUGGCCCCAAGGCGGGAGCUAAAGUAAUGAACAGAAAUGUGUUAGUCACACGCAAUAUCUCAUUUGGCCCAAGGGGGGUUGCCUUGUUUACGCUGCAGGACAGUUCACCUGCAGUACAGACAUAGCAAGAUAUAACUUUUAGUUGUUCGUUCCACUGUAUGUGUGGGAGGAUUUCAUGGUUGUUACUGAACUCUCCCAGUCUUUACCUGUGUGGUUGUUACUGAACUCUCCCAGUCUUUAGCUGUGUGGUUAAAGAUAAAUGCUCCUGAGUCACAUUUUUCUCAAAUCUAAGCAUAUCCACAGGCACUAACCCACAUUUUGUGUUUGUGUGUGUGUGUGUGUGUGUGUGUGUGUGUGUAGACCCGUGUCAUGGCCACCAUUGGGGUAACACGUGGCUUAGGGGAUCAUGACCUGAAGGUGUAGAACUCCAACAUCUACAUCAAGCCCUUUCUCUCCUGCUGCCCAGAGGUGAAUGAGAGAUGUCAUGCUGUUUGUGUCUAGAACCAUGUAUCGCCCACCAUCUGCCAGAUCAAGGCUUGUCUAGAAGCAUCCCAGUGUGUUCCGAAUCUUGGACGACAUCUAAUGACAUACGUUUACUUUAUUUUGGCUCAUCAAUGUAUAUAUUGUCGAAGGUAUCUGAUCCAAAUUCAUUGCUAGAUGAUUUAUCCUAUUAUUAUAGCCAUGUUUAAUACUCUGCAUACACUCCUUCCCUCCCUUAUCUCCUACAGGUGAUAGUGUACGACAUGUCUGAGUACAAGCAUGGCCCUGAUGACGUGCUGGUGAUGGGUACAGAUGGGCUGUGGGACGUGACCACGGACAGGGAGGUAGCAGACGCAGUUUCAGGCUUCCUGUCCUGCUGCGAGCCCACUGAUCCUGUGAGGUACUGUACUGUAAUCUCUAGUCUAUAAUCUACACAGUAUAAAGUCCUGUAGCCAAAUAUUAGACCUCUGAUUAAUUAUUGAAUGAAUUAAUAAGAUGAGGUCUAAGGGCAUUCCAUAGCGACUGCGUUCGAGAUAACUCAUGGGUCAAAGUCUGUGCCUGCUAGCAGCAUGUGUCCCACGUCCACAGCUACAUCCAGAAUCGGUAGACAGUUCUGAUUGAAGAAUCGCUGUUUGUGUUGCCGAGCAGUGAACAAGAAACGAUUAAAUCCCGUUUUUAGAUGCUACCCACCCAAAUACAAAUCUAAUAUGGAUGCCAAUGUUUUGUUUUCACUUUACGUGCACACUUGCCUGUGGUUCCCACCUGUCUGUGGUUCCCACCAGUCUGUACCUGUCUGUGGUUCACACCUGUCUGUUGUCAGCUAAUGAGUCCCACAAAACAGGCAGGUGCUGCCCCAGAUGGGUAGUAAAGGAAACACGCAAAGCUAUAACAAAACAUUGCUGCACUGCAUUUGUAAGAUAAAUAUUAAUAUCCUUGCAAUAUACUUCACUUUUGAGAGGCAUUGAACUAUGCACUGAUUCAGAGAUGUCUGAAGGACAACAGGGAAAGCAGGCAAUAACAGAGUCAAAGAAUGGCAGGGCAAAGGGGCAUUCAAUUAAGAAUAUGCCGCGGCUAUAGGUCUAUAGAGGUCAGCUAAAACUUGAAAAUGAGUACUGAGUCAUAUCUGGACUAGGCCAACAUAAUGGAUGGACCACAUUCAGAAACUAACCAAACGCAGAGACACAUACAGUGAGGGAAAAAAGUAUUUGAUCCCCUGCUGAUUUUGUACGUUUGCCCACUGACAAAGACAUGAUAUGUCUAUAAUUUUAAUGGUAGGUUUAUUUGAACAGUGAGAGACAGAAUAACAACAACAAAAAUCCAGAAAAACGCAUGUCAAAAAUGUUGUAAAUUGAUUUGCAUUUUACUGAGGGAAAUAAGUAUUUGACCCCUCUGCAAAACAUGACUUAGUACUUGGUGGCAAAUCCCUUGUUGGCAAUCACAGAGGUCAGACGUUUCUUGUAGUUGGCCACCAGGUUUGCACACAUCUCAGGAGGGAUUUUGUUCCACUCUUCUUUGCAGAUCUUCUCCAAGUCAUUAAAGUUUUGAGGCUGACGUUUGGCAACUCGAACCUUCAGCUCCCUCCACAGAUUUUCUAUGGGAUUAAGGUCUGGAGACUGGCUAGGCCACUCCAGGACCUUAAUGUGCUUCUUCUUGAGCCACUCCUUUGUUACCUUGGCCGUGUGUUUUGGGUCAUUGUCAUGCUGGAAUACCCAUCCACGACCCGUUUUCAAUGCCCUGGCUGUGGGAAGGAGGUUCUCACCCAAGAUUUGACGGUACAUGUACAUUUGAGUCCAUCGUCCCUUUGAUGCGGUGAAGUUGUCGUGUCCCUUUAGCAGAAAAACACCCCCAAAGCAUAAUGUUUCCACCUCCAUGUUUGACGGUGUGGAUGGUGUUCUUGGGGUCAUAGGUAGCAUUCCUCCUCCUCCAAACACGGCCAGUUCUCCUCUGAAUCAUUCAGAUGUUAUUUGGCAAACUUCAGACGGCCCUGUAUAUGUUCUUUCUUGAGCAGGGGGACCUUGCGGGCGCUGCAGGAUUUCAGUCCUUCACGGCGUAGUGUGUUACCAAUUGUUUUCUUGGUGACUAUGGUCCCAGCUGCCUUGAGAUCAUUGACAAGAUCCUCCCGUGUAGUUCUGGGCUGAUUCCUCACCAUUCUCAUGAUCAUUGCAACUCCACAAGGUGAGAUCUUGCAUGGAGCCCCAGGCCGAGGGAGAUUGACAGUUAUUUUGUGUUUCAUCCAUUUGCGAAUAAUCGCACCAACUGUUGUCACCUUCUCACCAAGCUGCUUGGCGAUGGUCUUGUAGCCCAUUCCAGCCUUGUGUAGGUCUACAAUCUUGUCCCUGACAUCCUUGGAGAGCUCUUUGGUCUUGGCCAUGGUGGAGAGUUUGGAAUCUGAGGACAGGUGUCUUUUAUACAGGUAACAAACUGAGAUUAGGAGCACUCCCUAAUCUCAGCUCGUUACCUGUACAAAAGACACCUGGGAGCCAGAAAAAACCUUUCUGAUUGAGAGGGGGUCAAAUACUUAUUUCCUUCAUUAAAAUGCAAAUCAAUUUAUAACAUUUUUACAUGUGUUUUUCUGGAUUAUUUUGUUGUUAUUCUGUAUCUCACUGUUCAAAUAAACCUACCAUUAUAAUUAUAGACUGAUCAUUUCUUUGUCAGUGGGCAAACAUACAAAAUCAGCAGGGGAUCAAAUACUUUUUUCCCUCACUGUAUAACAACAUGCUUGGUAGGCAUAACUAAAUAAAUAGCUUGACAUAAAUAUGGCAACGCCUUAUUCAUAAACCAUAAUCUAAUAAACCAUUGCGGUAGGACGAGACAAUACCAGGACACAUGGUCAUAUAGGUAAGAGCCACACAUGAAGUUCAGCAGUAGCAUAAAUAUGUAAGCAUAGUCAACAUUGUACGAAUAAUACUCACGACUCAAACUAUGAAUAGGCCAUCUCUACAACUUCCAUUACCAGAUGCACAUUUCCCUCUCUUUUUCUGUAAACUCACCGGACGCCCAAGGCGACGGAGCCAGGGAGGUGAUUGUCCAACAUACCAGAGGCAGAGAAUGGCUGGUUGCCUUGUCAUGGAAGGAUGUGAUUCAUAUCAGGGGAAUACAUUGUGAGAGGGCUUAUACUAUUACAGUUGCUACCAAUUAACACAGAGUAGAUAUCACAGGAGGUUGGUGGCACCUUAAUUGGGGAGGAUGGGCUCAUGGUAAUGGCUGGAGCAGAAUAAGUGGAAUGGUAUCAAAUACAUCAAACACAUAGUUUCCAUAUGUUUGAUGUCAUUCCAUUUGCUCCGUUCCAGCCAUUAUUAUGAGCCAUCCUCCUCUCAGCAGCCUCCACUAUUAGAUAUUGAAUAGCAGGGACGGCCUGUUCAAUAGGGCGAUAUGGGCGACGCACUGCCAAACGGGAAAAGGAAGGGAUUUUUUUUCUAAUCAAUAAUAUCACGGCAACAGUAGUUAUCAGUGUUCACGUCUGAUCUGCCAGCCACUAAAUGUCAAAUCAGGCUAAAGUCGUGCUUCAAAUGGCCCCGCCCGUUUUUGGGGCGAUUUCAGUCAAGUUGAAAAUCGCCCAGAAGUCUCUCAUAGCCUGUCAUGUAAAAUCUAUUUUUUUCAAAUUUCAAAGCUUUCAAUACAUUCUCUAUGGGUGUCUGUGGGCUUGCACUUACGCGCUUUCGUCAUACGUGACGUAACCAUGAACGUAACUAAGACAAUAGCGGCUAGCAGCGUCUCUGUUGCGACCUGCAGUGUGGCGUUAUUUUAUGUUUUUAAUUUGUAGACUUAGUUUACAAACAUUCUGCCAACCAUGGAUUUCCAGUGGUUGGUCUUGGACUGAUCUUGUUGAUCGUGUACAUACCCGCUACGAACGGACUAAAUAAUGAAAACGCUGCUGGCAGCGGAAUCCAAUACAGCAGGGAGUUUUUUACUACAAUGCAACUCAAAUACGAACGCGAUGGAUAUCCCAAUGGCCCAUCUAAUACCUGAUUGUCUGCGAGUGGAUUACAAACCCAAAUGCAAACGUGGAAAACGCGGGGGAAUCAGACAACGACUUUUAAAAAAUUAAGAACAAAGUUCCCUUACCCACCACCUUGCUGAUUAAUGCCCAGUCACAGAGGGGGAAAGCGGAUGAGUUGUCAGCGAAUCUGCGCUUCCAACACGAAUAUCGGGAGGCCUGUUUGCUGGCAUUUACUGAGACUUGGCUGGAUGACAGAGUCCCGGACAGAGAAGUGGAGCCGGCCGGCUUCACCCUGGUCAGAGCGGACCGCGAUCCUGGUAAGAGAGCGACUCUGUACCCCGACAUUGAACUGCUUUCUGUGUCAUUGCGACCUUACUAUCUGCCCCGUGAGUUCCCCCAAUUGUUUGUUACCGUUGUGUACUGUUGAUAAUCACAAGUUUACUGGAGAACUGAGACCAAGUAGAGACUUUGGACAGGGUGGAUAAUGGUAUAAUAUAAGGCAGUUUAUUCAGAGGUAAAGAUAUCUGGAAUCGCGUGCACGGACCCGUUCGUCAAUCUCGUAGGGAGAUAUCUGAAGAGAGAGCCCCGAAACAUUGUGUGCUGACAUUUUAUACAAUAAAAUGAAGUAGGUUGAAUCUAGUAGUUCUGAUCUUCUGAUUGGUCCUGAUGAGUUGGGCGAGGUCCCCUCCGGGUUAGUAUCACUGUUGCAUUGGCUCUGAGUCGGGUUCUCUGUCUUCAGAUGUUCAGCCUAAGAGAAGGGGAUUUUUGUGUGUGUGUGUGUGUGUGUGUGUGUGUUUAACAGUGAUGAUGUGUGUGUGUGUGUGUGUGUGUGUGUGUGUGUGUGUGUGUGUGUGUUAUCAGUGAUGAUGUGUGUGUGUGUGUGUGUGUGUGUGUGUGUGUGUGUGUUUAUCAGUGAUGAUGUGUGUGUGUGUGUGUGUGUGUGUGUGUGUGUGGGUGUGUGUGUGUGUGUCCUCAGAGCAAGAACUCGUGAGUUGGAAGAACUGAGAGACCUAUGGCGUGGGUGUUGUCCUUAGCCACCUGCUGACAAGGCUGACAAGAUAGGACUCUUUUGUCCAUUGUAUUGAAUACAAAGGCCCAACACAAAAUGGGUCAUGCACAAGAUUUUAGUCAGACCAAGCUAUAACAUUAUAUAUUUACUACGACAGUACAUUCAACCAAAAGCUAAUAUAACAAAGGCAUCAGAGAUUAUUUAUAAUCUGUCACAGAAACUGGAAUCCAUCUCCCCAGAUCAGUCAAUAAAUGCUUCUGGUAUUGACUUAUAUGCUGCCCCUGUCUUCAUGUUGUUGCUGGACAUAUCUUUUUUAAAAUUUGUGUAGGUCACCUAAAUCAUCAGAAAAAUUGCCCCUCCUGAGAAUUUGUUCAGGAGCCGCCACUGUUGAAUAGUCAGGUGGCCUUGAAAGAAACUACUGAAUAUUGGUUAGUAAAGGAGGAGUAAUUAAACAAUAUCUCCACUAGAGGUCAGUAUCUAGCCUGUACAAAUGACUACGGUACUUUUGAAAUGGCAAUACCAUUUGGACAAACACCUUCACAUAACACAUAUUUGGGAUGCAGUACAUUUCAAAUUCAAUUCAUGAACAUAAAAAAAAAAAUACACAUUUGAAAUAAAUUGCACUCAUCCAGAUACACACUGGCCGCCCAGGACCUGUUGAUGCGGUCGCGAGGGGUCCUGAAGGAGAGGGGCUGGUGGUUACCCAAUGAGAGGCUGGGUUCAGGAGACGACAUCACUUGUUAUGUGAUCCCCUUGGCGGGACCGGCCAGUGUCACUCCGUCCCUCCUACCCUACCCUGGGGGAGGGGCAAAGAAAACACCUCCCUUAUAG